CCCAGACACUCCACCCCCGCCCGCAGCCGCGGGAAGUGGUUAACCGCAGCUCACGGAAAUGUCGACGUCGACUUUGUAUAUUUCUCCCAAUGCAAUAAUUACUUGAAGCCUCCCCUGGCUUCGACCAGACCCACACUUCCCAUCUGGCUUGAAAAUUCCACAUUCCCUUCAAUCAUGGCUCAUCAACCACCUCCCCUCACAGGCAUCAGGGUGCUCGAGUUCGCUGGUCUGGCUCCGGGCCCCUUUGCCGGCAUGCUCCUCGCCGACUAUGGCGCAACAGUCCUCCGUCUCGAUCGCGCUCCCGCGCAACCUACCUCCGACCAAUUGACACGGCGCAAGACGUCCAUCUGCGUGAACAUGAAAUCGCCGGACGGACUCGCCCUAAUCAAGAAGAUAAUCCCCCAGGUUGACGUCGUCAUCGAUCCCUUCCGACCGGGCGUCCUAGAGAAAGCAGGCCUUUCCCCCGAAGACGUCUUGCUGAAACUGAACCCGCGCUUGAUCGUCGGGCGCAUGACGGGGUUCCGACGAGAUGGGAAGUACAGCAUGAUGGCUGGCCAUGACAUAAACUACAUUGCCGUCUCGGGAGUGCUGAGCAUCUUCGGCCGGAAGGGAGAGAAGCCAUAUCCGCCUGGCAAUGUUGUGGGAGACUUUGCCGGAGGCGGCGCAAUGUGCUUCUUAGGCAUUCUACUUGCCCUGCUUGCACGGGAGAAGAGCGGAUAUGGCCAGGUCGUGGAGGCAAACAUGGUGGACGGCAGCGCGAUCCUCGCGACUAUGCCGCGACUAGGUAUGAAGAACGAAGUGUGGAAGCGCGAGCGAGGAACCAACAUGUUGGAUGGCGGCGCUCCAUACUACGGCACAUACGAGACGAAAGACGGGAAGUACAUGGCCGUCGGAGCAAUCGAACCACAAUUCUACGCCGCUCUCCUCAAAGGCCUUGAGUUGACCCCCGCAGACCUGCCCGGACACCGCGACAACAGAGCCGACUGGCCCCGCCUCACCGAGUUCUUCACCUCCGUGUUCAAGAAGAAGACGCGCUCGGAGUGGGAGGCCAUCUUCGACGGCACGGACGCCUGCUGCACGCCCGUAUUCACACAAGCCGACCUCGAGGCUCAGGGUUUCGACCAGAGACCUGCGGUCACGCUGAAGAGCACGCCUGCCUACGCUAUCCAUGAGGGCGAAGACUCAAGACCGGCUGCCGUUGGACAGGGCAUCGGCGUCGAGGGGAGUGGGUGGUCGGAGAAGGGGCUUGAGCCUGGAGCCGGCGGGGAGGACACUCUAGGACGUUGGCUUGGGUGGAAGAAGGGGCGACACUAUGAUGUCGAGAACCAGGGACUUGUUUUGAAAGAUACCUCUAAAUUAUGAUCGCCUUCGAUAGAUUAAGAAAAAUGCUGUAAAUACAUUGUAGACAUUUAGUCUCACAUGGCUACACAUAGGAGUGCCCUAACAUUAGAGUAACCAGUGUAAAUUGA
This is a messenger RNA of Aaosphaeria arxii CBS 175.79, 1469 nucleotides long. RefSeq names its product alpha-methylacyl-CoA racemase. The coding region runs from base 175 to 1362 and encodes 395 amino acids. Gene Ontology annotation, molecular function: catalytic activity. The transcript has 3 exons. NCBI's taxonomy places the organism in Eukaryota, Fungi, Ascomycota, Dothideomycetes, Pleosporales. The record is from RefSeq and is a predicted model, not a curated record.